AUGGACGGCGACGAGAUGGCUCGCCUCAUGUGGCACUGGAUCAAAGAAGAGCUGAUCAUGAAGUACCUGGACCUGCCAAUAGAGUACUACGACUUGAGUUUGGAAAACAGAGAUGCAACAGAAGACAAAGUCACUUUGGAAGCAGCAGCAGCAAUUAAGAGGGUUGGAGUUGGAGUCAAGUGCGCCACCAUCACCCCCGACGAAGAAAGAGUCAAAGAGUUCGGCCUCAAGAAGAUGUGGAAGUCCCCAAAUGCCACAAUUCGAAACAUGUUGGGAGGAACCAUUUUCAGGAUGCCAAUUAUCGUCAAAAAC
Messenger RNA from Eimeria tenella, 312 nucleotides. Its product is annotated as Isocitrate dehydrogenase [NADP] cytoplasmic, related. The transcript has 3 exons. Gene Ontology annotation, molecular function: isocitrate dehydrogenase (NADP+) activity. The record is from RefSeq and is a predicted model, not a curated record. The annotation marks the transcript as partial. Gene Ontology annotation, biological process: isocitrate metabolic process. NCBI's taxonomy places the organism in Eukaryota, Apicomplexa, Conoidasida, Eucoccidiorida, Eimeriidae.